Sinocyclocheilus grahami is the source of this 597-nucleotide messenger RNA. Its product is annotated as C3a anaphylatoxin chemotactic receptor-like. Bases 1 to 597 code for a protein of 198 amino acids. The transcript is spliced from 2 exons. Gene Ontology annotation, biological process: inflammatory response; complement receptor mediated signaling pathway; phospholipase C-activating G protein-coupled receptor signaling pathway. NCBI's taxonomy places the organism in Eukaryota, Metazoa, Chordata, Actinopteri, Cypriniformes, Cyprinidae. Gene Ontology annotation, molecular function: G protein-coupled receptor activity; complement receptor activity. Gene Ontology annotation, cellular component: plasma membrane. The record is from RefSeq and is a predicted model, not a curated record.
AUGGGAGUUUGGAUUGUGGCGGUGAUCUUUAGUUCACCGUACUUUGUGUACCGACAAGUUUUUCCUCACAAGAACAAUUUGAGCCAUUGCUCGCUGGAGGAGAAAGGAGCAGCAGAAGCAGAUGGCAAUGCAGCAAAGUAUAUCUACUACUGCAUUCGUUUCAUCUGUGGAUUCUUGUUGCCCUUCCUGGUCAUCCUUAUCUGUUACAUACUAGCUGCUGUUGGGAUACGCAGAACGCGGCUCUCUGGAAAAUCAAGGCCUCUUCGGAUUCUUGUCAUAUUGGUCUGUGCCUUUUUCUUAUGCUGGGCCCCCUACCACUUUAUUGGGCUGGUCAAGUUGGUGAAUGAAGACAACGAGGCAGUAAAAGUGGGAUGGAGUAUGACUUCAAACUUAGCCUAUUUCAACAGCUGCAUUAACCCGGUUCUGUAUUUCUGCAUGGGACUGGAUUUUAGUCAACAAUGCAACCAAAGUUUGUCUGGGAUUUUUCGCAAAGCUCUUAUGGAGGAAGGCCAAAGUCUCUCACAGCAAGGCACUAGAGAAGAAAGCCGUAUUUCCAUUUCAAAGGCUGCAGACCCUGAGUGUGAAACUAAAGUUUAA